Dendrobium catenatum is the source of this 905-nucleotide messenger RNA. RefSeq lists its product as uncharacterized. The record is from RefSeq and is a predicted model, not a curated record. The transcript has a single exon. Bases 60 to 767 code for a protein of 235 amino acids. NCBI's taxonomy places the organism in Eukaryota, Viridiplantae, Streptophyta, Magnoliopsida, Asparagales, Orchidaceae.
CACUGCAUUGCUAAUGUCCUCUCUCACUCUCACUGGCGUAUAGAAUUGCUGCGAUAGUGAUGGAGAGAUUUCGCCACCAGAAAUCCAUCGGCUCCGAUCGAUUCCUUGCAUCUCUUUCCCCGCCGAUCUCUGUCGAUGCUGUCGGCGUCGAGCUCGACGAGGACGAUCUCUUCUCUACGGGAAUAGAAUCACCGGAGCCGGAUCAUCACCCUCGCCUCCAACCCUCCCCUCCGAACCCUAUCUCAAACAACAGUCGAAGCCCACUUUUCCUCUCGCGAAGCAGCAGGGGCGGAUUACAAGAGAGGAAUUUCGGCGUCCUGGCAGCCCUACCUGAAGAAGAAACGAAGAUCUAUCUUCUUCAACGAAAGCCUUCAAUCUCCCUAUCUUCUUCGCCUUCCACUUCCCCUUCACCAUCGUCUUCUUCUGCAAGGUUGAUUCCGGCUAUACCAACCCCCAAAUUGGACUUCUCGCUGACCGUUGCAGGGGGAAAGAUCUAUCACCAAUCGGCGCCUGUGAACGUGCCUGUGAUUCCACAGUGGUUGAGGAAAGAAGCUGGAAACCAAGGCAAGGGAGAAAGAGGGGACAAUGAAGGGGAUGAUGAUGAAGAUGAGAUGCUUCCGCCGCAUGAGAUCGUGGCAAGGGCAUCUGGAAGGGGAUCGCCAUUGACUACCUUCUCUGUUCUGGAAGGGGCUGGGAGGACUCUCAAGGGCAGAGAUCUCCGCCGGGUACGUAAUGCUGUCUGGCGACAGACAGGUUUUCUUGAUUGAUUGUUGAAGCUGAUUGCUUUCUGAAAUUGAACAUGCUUGUAUUUUGUAUUCAUAUGAAUGGAUUAUGUAUCUGGGAAAGGUAUAAUUCAGGGGUUUUAAAUGUCUGGUCGAAAUAAAUGAAAUUUUUGUCUUUUUAAA